AUGCCUCAUAUUCUUCUUUCUCUGGUCAUCCUCCUCCUCCUCCUCUCUCUUGAGUGUGAUACCUGUAAGCUAACUGAGUUGUCAGAGGCGAGACUCGCUAUCUUUCACUAUAGAACGACGUCCACUUGGCUUGAGUUUCAAUGUUUCUCAACUGUCAGGUUCCCAUUGGCCUACUGGGCUUUACAGCUGGUUUCUUGCGAUGAUUGUCAACCUAGGCAAUCUGUGGUGAUCAAUGGAACCUCUCCAGGACCCCUGUUGACAUUCCAAGAAGGUCAACAUUACUGGGUUAGGGUUUACAACGAUCUGCCUGACCAAAAUACCACAGUGCAUUUCCACGGGUUCUCUCAGUAUGCUAGUCCGUUCAGCGAUGGAACGCCUCAAGCUAGUGGAUGGCCUAUACCUCCCGGAGAUUUCUACGAUUACGAGUUUCAACUGGAGUACGGUUUCUACGGGACAUACUGGUAUCAUUCCCAUGUUCAGAACCAAGUUGGAACUGCUCAAGGACCUGUCAUUGUCGAACAAGUCAACAAAACAGACUGUCCUGUAGAGUAUGACGAAGAGAUCGUCAUGAUGAUUUCGGAUUACUACCAUGCAACGGACGACGUCAUCAUCGCCGGUCUCCUCAAUACCACCGUUUUCGGCUGGCUGGGUGAACCGCAGAGCUUACUGGUCAAUGGGAAUGCUCAAGGCGUAUGUAAUGCUUCCGUUUUACUCCCGGGCCAGACUUGCGGCACUGGUUGUGGGAACAACAAGCAGCUGGUGAAACCUAGUACACGAUAUAGGGUUAGGAUCAUUUCUUCUACCAGUCUGAGCUAUGUGGGAUUGGCACUUGAAGGACACAACAUGACUGUUUUCGAAGUUGACGGGACUUACGUGGAGCCUCUUCCCGUGACGAGUUUGGAGAUGGGAGUUGGUCAGAGAUACUCGGUGUUGAUUGAGACUAUGGACAAUCCUACCCAAAGCGACUGGUAUUGGCGUCUGAGAACCAUGUGGCGUCCUACCCGUGUCAAUGGCUCAGCAGUGUGGUCAUAUGACUCCUCUGCAACUUCCGAUUCCUUCACUCGGAAUUCUAUCAGUCAAGAGCCCACUCCGGUCGGUCUAAAUGAAACCGUCCCUCUGCCUGAUGAGGUUUUUGGAUGGGUAUCUGGGGACUUCAAACAAUGGAAUCAAUCCGAAUACCCUCCCUCCGAUGAAGAAGUAACACGAAUCAUUAUUUUGAACGCUCAACAAAUGGUCGAUAUGCAAGGAUUCCGAUGGUCGAUCAAUGGACAAUUGAACAAUUCAACUUUGCCAAAUGUGCCGUAUUUAAUACAACUCUACAAUGAAACAGAGGACAAACGAAUGCCGAAUUAUACUACGGCUUUGCAAAAUGGAGGUUAUGAUAUUGGGUCCAAUACUUAUCCCGCGAAAUUGGGAGAGGUAUUGGAUAUUGUGAUACAAAAUCGAGCAGGACCCACGUCUGGAAUGGUGGAGGCACAUCCAUUUCACACCCAUGGUGCUAAGUAUUGGGAUAUGGGCUACGGACCUGGUAACUUCUCUUACACCGCUCUGAACACAUCUAGAGCCAGUAUGAAAGGCUCACCGUAUCUUCGAGACACGAGUGUGGUUUAUUCCGGACCUGGAGAGAGUUACAAUAGUUCCGUCAUUGAUGAUGAUGGUCCGGGCGGAUGGCGUUUGUUCAGGAUCAAAGUGUCGGAUCCAGGAGCAUGGUUGAUUCACUGUCAUAUCACCGCUCAUCAAAUCAUGGGUAUGCAAGCUUUGUUCAUGUAUGGUGCGGAAGAUCUUCCGGCCAUACCAGAUAGUCUAUUGGCGGAGUAUUUGACAUAUGGCGGAGGUUCCGAUAGCUUUGAUUCGCAUACAUACGUCCCGACGAGUUAUUUUGAGACUAUGGCUAGUUUGAGGAUCAGGGACAAGGGGGAAGUGGAUGGAUGA
Messenger RNA from Tremella mesenterica DSM 1558, 1932 nucleotides. It is a transcript of the gene Tmmco3, whose product is annotated as multi-copper oxidase laccase-like protein. Gene Ontology annotation, molecular function: oxidoreductase activity; copper ion binding. Bases 1 to 1932 code for a protein of 643 amino acids. Lineage: Eukaryota; Fungi; Basidiomycota; Tremellomycetes; Tremellales; Tremellaceae. The transcript has 14 exons. The record is from RefSeq and is a predicted model, not a curated record.